AUGUACGGGUCCGGGCUGAGAGGAAGGAACAUUGAGGAUUUGGGAGAUGUAGAGGAGAAAGGACUUUUGAAACGGUCCGACAGUUCAAAUUCAAAUCGAUCUGAGAAGACGGGGAGUCUGAAGGGCAAAGAAAGAGAGAGGUCACUAGGGGUUUUGGAAAAGGUCGACAUUGAACAGGAUGCUCAGAAAGGGGGACUGAGUAGUAAGAGAGAUAAACAAGCUUUCGCAUUGCUAGUCCUGCUAUGUGAAUUGCAAGGUAUACCACUGGGACUGACCUUUGGAACAAUCCCUUUCCUACUCAAACCUCAUCUGUCAUAUUCUCAACUAGCUAUCUUCGCUCUGUCCACAUGGCCAUAUUCUCUGAAAUUACUCUGGAGUCCCAUUGUGGACGCUUGGUUCCUGCCGAAAUGGGGAAGAAGGAAAAGUUGGAUAGUACCGGUACAAGCUAUUGUGGGGGUUGGUUUGUGGAUCAUCGGGAGUAGAGUGGAAGGGUGGUUAGAAGAGGAACCUGUGAAUGUCAAGUUUUUGACGACCGUGUUUGGAAGUCUGAUUCUCGCUGCUGCCACUCAAGAUAUCGCUGUGGACGGUUGGGCAUUGACAUUACUGUCUCCCCCUAAUUUAUCAUAUGCAUCAACAGCACAAACGAUUGGAUUGGGAAUUGGAAAUGCUUUGUCAUUUACCGUCUUCCUCGCCUUCAACAGCCCCGACUUUUCAAAUAGAUACUUUCGCUCCAAACCACUCGAUGCGGGUCUUGUCUCUCUCGGAGGGUAUAUGAAGUUUUGGGGACUAAUCUACGCGCUCGUGACUGUGUGGUUAGCCAGAUUCAAGAGGGAAGAUCCGGUGGGUGAAGAUGAUCCCGAUAUGGACGUAAGAAAAGUGUACAAAGUGAUGUGGUCUAUCGUGCAACUACCUAAUAUCCAAUCAUUCCUCCUCGUUCACCUCAUAUGUAAAUUCGGUUUCAUGGUGAACGACUCUGUCACUCCUCUCAAACUCCUCGAAAAGGGUUUAUCUAGAGAAGAUCUCGCAGUUGCCGUCUUGCUCGACUUUCCUGCUCAGAUGAUAGCAGGUUGGUUGGCCGCUAAAUGGUCUCGGCCUUCACCCCCGUCCAGACAUCCCCUAUCGGGAUCGCAAGGUGGUGGAAACCAUGUGUUGCGACCUUGGGUGUAUGCGUUCUGGGCUAGAUUGGGGAUGGCGGGAAUAGCUACUUUGGUGGUCCGUGGUUUUCCUACGGGAGGAAAGGUAGGGUCGGGAUAUUUUGGGUUGAUCGUUUUGACUACUUUGUUGUCGUCUCUCACUAGCACCGUACAAUUUGUCGGCAUCACUGCAUUCCAUACUCAAAUUGCCGACCCACUUAUCGGAGGGACAUACAUGACGCUCCUCAACACAGUAUCCAACCUCGGCGGGACCUGGCCCAAACCUCUUAUCCUCCGAUCUGUCGACCUUCUCUCUUCUUCCAUUUGUCGUCUACCCGGCUCUUCUCCCACACCAUUGGGAUGCACAACAGAUCAUGACAAGUCAUCUUGUAUUGCUAAAGGAGGUGAAUGUGUGGUAUAUCGAGAUGGGUAUUAUAUCAUGUCAGUCAUCUGUGUCAGUUUGGGAGCGGCGGUAUUUGUGGGUUUCAUCUUACCUACUGUAAGGAGAUUAGAGGGGUUACCUUUAUCAUCGUGGAGGGUAAGAAUACCUAGAUGA
Molecule: messenger RNA, 1689 nt
Organism: Tremella mesenterica DSM 1558
Lineage: Eukaryota; Fungi; Basidiomycota; Tremellomycetes; Tremellales; Tremellaceae
Exons: 8
Coding region: 1-1689 (562 amino acids)
Cellular component (GO): membrane
Molecular function (GO): acetyl-CoA transmembrane transporter activity
Source: RefSeq, a predicted model, not a curated record